Molecule: messenger RNA, 3322 nt
Organism: Mixia osmundae IAM 14324
Lineage: Eukaryota; Fungi; Basidiomycota; Mixiomycetes; Mixiales; Mixiaceae
Exons: 4
Coding region: 122-3205 (1027 amino acids)
Biological process (GO): phosphorelay signal transduction system; protein autophosphorylation
Molecular function (GO): phosphorelay sensor kinase activity; protein binding; histidine phosphotransfer kinase activity
Source: RefSeq, a predicted model, not a curated record
GUGUGCUAAAGAGUCUCGACUUGUCGCCACGUACAGGACGCCCGGUCGCUGACAAGCGAGCCGGUGCUAAGCGAGCCAUCUGUUGACUGGUCGCUCCAGCGAUCGGACCGCUUCGAACGCUAUGGAAGACGCGGUAGGCCAAGCUGCAGAGCUCCGAGGCGACACACGGCCGACCGGCGCUACACGCGAUAGCACGCCAACAGAAUGGCUUGACUUUGUCGAGCGAUACGCCCACGGCAACUACGAACCUGCUCGGCCUCCGCAGAAGCCGGCGUCAGAUCUCGCACUCGCCCAGCAGUUAGCCUCUAUAGAUCUGACACACGCCGAGCCUCGACUAGUAGAGGUCGCGCGAGUGUUAAAGACAUACGUUCAGAAGGGCUAUCUGCCUGCGCCUAGAUCCUCCGACAUGCAAUCGCGAAUGACCGCCAUUCAGACCUAUGAUCUCGACGACCCGGCUCGCAGGUCGUCGAUAGACAGAUGUGUCAGCAUUGCCCAGCGAUAUUUCAAUGUCGAUUCAGUCGCGGUGAUGCUGCAGACGCAAAGGGACAUACUUGUGCUGGCUGAAGCAAACGCGCCGGUUCCAGCGGGUACCUUUGGGCCGCGUGAUUCCAUGUUUUGUUCGCAUACUGCCUUGCGAAAUGACGACGAAUUGGUGGUAGUGCAUUCUGCAGAGGACUGGCGCUUUGCAAAGAACCCACUGGUCAGAGGCGAUGGUAGCGUGCAGCAUUAUGCAGGCCAGCCAAUAAGACUGCGCGUCAGCAAGACUGGCGACGAUGAUGCCCAUGCUGAACUGACAACCGUUGGCAGCUUAUGCCUUCUCGAGCACACCACACAGGGCAGCGUCAUACGCAACUUGAGCAGCGAAGACAAGGAGUUCUUGCGAGAUUUGGCCUACCUUGUCGCUUCUGAGCUCGAACAUGGACGCCUGGCACGCGACAGUGCUCGCGCGAUAAGCCUCACAGGCCUGCUCAACCCGCCGCCAGCAUAUCUACCUGCGCGGACUGCCUCUCAAUCGGCACCAUCCUUGCAACGCCCCGACAGUGCAGAGCAUGCCACCUCCGCGGCGAUAGAUCAGCAGGCAGAGGAAGCUGACAUACUGACUCGGUCGGCGACAGACUUGCUGCGCCUGCUGAAAGCUGACGGCGUCGCUAUCGUUGACAUACGAGGAUAUCACGUCUCGACCGUCACGCGAUCAGGAACUUCUCGCGCGACCUCCGAACUAUCACAUGAUCAUCCAGAGUCUAAUCCUGCGUCUGCAACAGUCUCAUCGCCUUCUGUAGGCCACCACAUGCCGAUUCUGUCCACUACCGAGGGUUCCAAUACCCCGACAACAACCUCACCAUCUGGUGCAAGCACGCGCGAGCGGUAUCGCGAGCUCACUGCGCCGGAUGGGACUACGCUGUCCUGGUUCGAGCCCAAAGCGGGCAAGGCAGAUCAAACAAAAAGUAGAAGCCGGUCACUCCCGACGUUGGCACAUGCUCAGAUAGGCUUGCCGGACGACUGGCUACAUUUCGGCAGCCGCGCCGUCGCCCAGGUCUUAUUUAAGCACUGCAUGGGCGAACAGAACAUCGCCUUCAGCCGAGCAGGCAGCGAAAGCCCAGCUGCCGCUUUCGAGCUCGUGCCCGACGUGACAGAGGCUGUCAUUGCUUUGCCCCUGUUUGACUCGCGGAAGCAACCACAUCUGCUCGUAUUAGUAGCGCGCUCAAAGCUAGACAGGCCUUUCGACCAGACAGAAGAAGGCUUUGCUCGUGCCAUUGGAGCAAUCUGCGUCGCUAAUUUCGAGAGGCUCAGGGCGAUAGAUGCCGUGCAAGGCCAGGCUUUCUUCUUGUCGCAGAUCUCUCACGAAUUCCGAGUGCCGCUGCAUUCAAUACUUUGCCAAGUCGAGUGCAUGCGCGAAAUUUUCGACCCCGAUACAGCGAUGCAGUCUCACAUGCGACAAGAAGUUCUUCAGAUGCUCGACUCGGUCGAAGCUGCCGGUCUCACCCUGCGUGAUACGCUAGAGGACGUUCUCGAGUAUGGCAAGCUUUCGUCGCACCGCAGCACAGUCGCAGAUCACGAUAAGACGCAAGUCUACCAGACACUUGAGCUCGGGCCAGAACUCUUUGACAUUGUGCAGCAAGGGAUCGAUCGCAAGAAGCAUUCGAAUUUACUUGCAGAGGGCGAACGAGAGCUACCAAAUGUCACUGUCGAUGUCGAUCCUCGCUUGAGCGCCUUUCACGUCUAUCUCAACACGACUGCGUUCAGGCGCAUCGUGCUCAAUGUGCUCUCGAACGCUUUGAACUUCACUCACACUGGUGAGAUCAAGCUGCUCCUGCGAGCGCAUGCGCCCGCCGCACCUGCCAGCAGCGCGAUCGACCUGACAGUGCAAGACACCGGCAAGGGGAUGAGUCAGGAAUUCGUCAGCACAAGAGCCUACUUUGAGCCGUUCAAGCAGGAAGAUCCCUUCACGUCUGGAUCUGGCUUAGGCAUGAGCGUUGUCAACAAUCUCUUGCAGCGCCUCCACGGCUCCUGCGAGGUCUCUUCGACGCUCGGAAUCGGCACAACGGUCAAGCUGCGCAUACCUGUCAAAUUUGAGAAAUUGUCACACUCGGCCAGGGAAUCCGACCCUUCUGCGGCAAAGCUCGUGCGCGUCUAUACUGGAUCCAUUGCCGUGCCAAUGUCGCUCGGUCUGCCAACAAGCCCCGGACAGCCGUUGACGCCGUCGACUGAAGAGUCUGCCAGUCAAGCUUCCCGCAAGCGCCCGUCACCGAGCGAAGGCUCAAGCAACGGACAGUCCUCGCCCCACAAGGCGGCAAAAAACGCUCGAGCUAGCGCGCUGCGUGUCAUGGUCGCAGAGGAUAACGCAGUCUCGCGCAACAUCCUCGUUUCGCUGUUAAAACGCAACAAAGUCUCUUACGUUGCGGUCGCAGACGGUCUACAAGCCGUGGCUGCAUACAAGCAAUUUUUGCCUCAUCUCUUUUGGGCUGACGUCAAUAUGCCAAUCAAGACGGGCAUCGAGGCUGCUGCGGAGAUCCGCGCGUAUGAGCGACAAGAGUCCCUUGCGCCUUGCAGAAUCGUCGCCAUCUCCGGGUCGAAUGAGGCCGAAUCCUCUCAUGCAGGCAUGCUCGGCGAGUCUCGAUUCGACGAAUAUCUCAUCAAAGGGACGGUUAAGUUGAAGCAGCUCGAAAACAGCUUGCUGGCUCUCAAGGAACAACUCAGCCUGUAGUGCAGACAAGCACAAUGACUCUCUGAGCUCUAGUGCAGACGAAAGAGAGUCGUCCGUUGUACAGUAACAGGUGCAUAUCUAUUCACGUGAACAACUGCUUCAUGCAUUCGGUCGUGG